This is a messenger RNA of Linderina pennispora, 1095 nucleotides long. RefSeq lists its product as uncharacterized. Lineage: Eukaryota; Fungi; Kickxellomycota; Kickxellomycetes; Kickxellales; Kickxellaceae. Bases 209 to 997 code for a protein of 262 amino acids. The transcript has 2 exons. The record is from RefSeq and is a predicted model, not a curated record.
AUGGUCUGGCUGUUGAAAGAAAGUACUGUAACCGCAUGACCUCUGGUCAUAUUUGCCGUAUAUAACGGCAUGGGGAAUCUCGCCCUCACAGACGAUUCGAUAUCAGCCUUUCAAGCACAGUUUGAAAACAGCCUUCUUCUCGCAUCUCCUAAUCCCUCGUCCCCUUCCUCCCUUUAUCCUACCUAGCUAGAUAAUUUAAUAAUUGGAAAUGCGUGUCUCGUCAACCUACCUUGCUCUUGCUCUUGCGGCUGUUACUGCUGCUACUCCUCUUGUCGUUCGCGGCUACGAUAAGCCGCCCUACGGUGACGACGGUGUUGGCCAUCAUGGUGGUGAUGGUUUCCCUGGUGGUCCGGGUGGUGGUUUCCCCGGUGGUCCGGGUGGUCCGGGCAACGGCGGCCCUGGCAACGGCGGCCCUGGCAACGGUGGUCCGGGUAACGGCGGCCCUGGAAAUGGUGGUCCUGGCAACGGUGGACCGGGCAAUGGUGGUGGUCCUGGCAACGGCGGCGGCCCUGGCAAUGGUGGACCGGGCAACGGCGGCCCUGGAAAUGGCGGCGGCCCUGGUAACGGUGGUCCGGGUAACGGCGGCCCUGGAAAUGGCGGUCCGGGUAAUGGUGGACCGGGCAACGGCGGCCCUGGAAAUGGCGGUCCUGGCAACGGUGGGCCUGGCAACGGUGGUGGUGUUGGCAACCCUGCUGACUGCGGUGUUUCCCCUGGCCAGAUCUCUGCUCUCACCCCGCUCCUUACGCGCCUCGGUCUCGAUACCACUGUCGAUGGUGUCAAGAAGCUCGUUGUCCACCUGACCGAUGCUGUCGGUGACCUGCUUGAGAGCCCCGCCAUCAACGGCCCGGAGGGUGUCAGUGGCAUUGUCACAGCAUCCUGUACAACCAGGUUCCGUGCCUGCUCGACACCCUCCUCCCCAAGCCCUAAGCACGCCAGGCGAUGCUUUCGCAAAACGGUCUCUUUUCCAUAUACUAGUCUCCCAAUUUUCGAUUAUUAGUCUCUUUCUAGCAGGUCCGGUUUACCAACAAUAUUCGCAUAUCCAUAAUACCCGUCUGGAAUUUGUUUGUGGCGCCGCCAGAAAUAUUGGCUGGAUGC